This is a messenger RNA of Cladocopium goreaui, 1879 nucleotides long. Lineage: Eukaryota; Dinophyceae; Suessiales; Symbiodiniaceae. The record is from the annotation of a GenBank genome assembly.
UCAGCAUCGGCGCGCCAUGGAGCCGAGCGAUGACGGCAUGCAGCCUGUGCCGCCUGGACGGCCCAAGCAAAGCUGGAAAUACAAAGCUGCAGAUGUCACCAUGGGCUUCUCCUCUUUGCUUUCGAACCAGCGCGGUCCAAAGCCACUGAGACGUCCUCCUCAUGUGGUCACGAAGGGAAGCCCUCCUUCUGCACGGAAUGUUUGCGACAACUGCUCAGUUUCUCAAAUGCAAGGUCUUUUACCGGCACCCAAUGUUGAGAGCGAAGAUGAUGUGGAUCAAGUGAAGCAAGCACCGCUCCCUGGCGUACUUGGCAGUGCCGUGGCCACUGGUGUGCCGUGUCCUGCUGGCAAAACAGCAAGGCCAGACACCUGCUUCAUGACACACCGAUAUGUGAAGCAGGAGAUGGCCUACCUGGCACGCCGCAUCGAUGAAGUAGGGCGAUACUUUUUGGCCCUUGAAUCGAUGCUGGGUUCUGGAGCCUUGGGGCCUGUGCUGGAGCGAUGCCUCAAGGAACUUGAAUUCUAUUUGCAGGAGCCAGAGAAGUUGGAGGAAGUUGAGGAAGCGCAGAGUUUCAUCGAUGCUGCGAUCCGACUUGGGUUGAGUCCUGUGAAGUACAAGCCGUUGCAAGAUCGCUUAUCCUGGUUGUGCCAUGGCAGACGUCAAGAGGAGCUGAGAGCAGAGUUGGCGAAGGCUUCGUCUGCAGAAGAUGCUUUGACCCUUCAGCAACUCAUCGAUGACUCCCUCAGAAGUGGAAUUGCUGCCAGAGAGAUGCAGCCAGCGCGUCUGCGGUUGCAAGAGCUUGAACAGCAGGACUACAAUGAGAGGUUCUUGGCCGCUGCUUGCGCGGGUGAUGUGGAGACGGUGGAGGAAACUUUGAGGAAAAGAGGGGACUGCAACUCGCAACAGAAGUGCUUUCCUGGCUUCUCAUUGUGGCACAUUGCUGCAGAGAAGGGUGACCUAUCCUUGGCAGAGCUGGCGAAAUCUUUCAAGUGUAAGACGGCGUUGCUGGACCAUUCUGGCUGGAGUGCCUUGAUGUUGGCCUCCGCAAGGCACGACCAUCGCUUGGUCCGUGCCCUGCUGGAUGCUGGAGCUGAUCCCAGCACCAGGAGCUCGAGUUCCGAGAUGAUUGUGAACUGUGACACGGAUGAACAGUUGCAGUCAGUCAAGGGACGCCUGGAUGAGACUGGGCGCAUCGGUUGCUUUUUUGAAUGGACCAACGCCACCACCGCUGCGACCUUGGAUCUUGGGGACCAGCUGCUGGCUGGGGAAGAGCUGCUGUUGCCAACGUUCCAGAGAGUUGGUGGUCGAACAGCCCUGCACACUGCUCUUUUGCGACCGGGGCAUGAAAGCAACAGAAUUGCGGUGCUGGAUCAGAUCCUAUCUCACGACAUAUCUGGGGCUGGUGCCCUCGUGAAUGUCCAGGAUGACAUGGAAAGAAGCCCUCUGUGGUAUGCUGUGAAGGCAGGAUUUGUUGGAUGCGCUCGACAUCUCAUUCGAGCUGGCGCGCUUGUUUCCAUGGGCUCCAUGUCUUGUUUGCGGGCUGCUGUAAUGUUUAUUUCUGAAGAAGCAGCUGAUGAUUCGGUGAUGUGCUGUGGCGAAGAUAUGUGCCGACUACUCCUCCGGAAUGGAGCAUCUGACUGCAUGGAAGAGAUAGCAGAAGCAGAGGCUGUUUUGGAAGUUGACCUACGUAGCUGUCAGGGGGCUUUAGAAUUGGAAGAUGCUCUGGAUGCUGAUAUUACCGCACAAGUUACGUUUUUAGAGUGCAGCCAAGCGCUUGAAGAUGACUACGAUCUGCGCUUGUUGACGCAGCGCCCACAGAGGAGCAUUGCCUCAGCGGAUGAAGCAGCGGACUUCGCCCGUGAAGUUCGGGAAGAGUUG